Messenger RNA from Colletotrichum godetiae, 900 nucleotides. RefSeq lists its product as uncharacterized. NCBI's taxonomy places the organism in Eukaryota, Fungi, Ascomycota, Sordariomycetes, Glomerellales, Glomerellaceae. The record is from RefSeq and is a predicted model, not a curated record. The coding region runs from base 1 to 900 and encodes 299 amino acids. The transcript is spliced from 4 exons.
AUGAAGAAAAGAAGCCCCUCACAUGGCGGUAGAGUUAUCUCAUUUGAUGUCGAGGUACUCUCAAAGGACAGCCCCUCUUUUUGGUCGUCUCCUUUUAUCCUCGGAUCCAAUGACCAUGGCUACUUGAUUCUUUCCCACGUUCUCGCCGACCUCUCCCUGUACAGGGCGUCCAUUCUCGACAUCAAGAACCCGUCGUAUUCGUCAACCUUUUACUCCGACACUGGUGUAUUCAACGCGUCGUUCUCAGACUACGGCUUUGGCUCUACGAGGCCCUCGGACGGUCUAUCCGAGUUGCGAACCUGGAGUACUGUCCCUGGAACCGAAUUCGACCUGACUUUCGAGUCAACUUCCCCCGUGCUCCUAAACGGCGGACUCGGGGUGUUCAAAGCCGGGAAUGCCAUGGUCUAUGAAUGGAGAAUGCCCGCGGACAAAACCAGAGGCUGGCUGAAUGUCAACGGGACGAGGGUCGUCGUGGAUACGGCGCGGUCCUUGACGUGGUACGAUAGGCAAUGGGGCGGCGCGCCGCCAAAUUGGUCCUGGUUUGAGCUACAUCUCGAGAACGUCAAUGGAACUGACGUUCCCCUCUCCAUUUGGGGAUGUCUUGCGACGAUUCGAGAUGGAGGCGUGCAGAGAGUCGUCUCGGUCGCGUCUUUGGAGACGUCUGGACGUACGUAUACUUCCGAGGCGUCGGGUGCCACCUACCCGCUUGAUUGGACCCUCUCCCUGGCUAAUGGAAUUGUGGUCUCCAUGUCUAGCGUAAGAGAGGAUCAAGAGCUUUACUCGCCGGGUGGAAAGUUGCCAACGUAUGAAGGGUAUGUCACUGUGACGGGUGUUUACAAGGGGUGUCAGAAGGUUGGAGGGUAUAGCUUGAUCGAGGUCACCUCUCCCGGUGCACUCUGA